Molecule: messenger RNA, 852 nt
Organism: Hirsutella rhossiliensis
Lineage: Eukaryota; Fungi; Ascomycota; Sordariomycetes; Hypocreales; Ophiocordycipitaceae
Exons: 3
Coding region: 1-852 (283 amino acids)
Source: RefSeq, a predicted model, not a curated record
AUGGGCGCCAAGUCGGGCCUCGCCCUCAAAGGCCUCCAGUGGCUCGUCCGCGGCAUCCAAUUCCUCUGCGCCGCCCUCAUCCUCGGCGUCUACUCGUACUUCCUCGCUGCCCUGCACAACCACGCCCUGUCCAUCCCCACCAGCGCCCGCGCCGUCGAGGGCAUCGCCGGCGCCGCCGUCCUCUACACCCUCAUCGGCCUCGUCCUGCUCUGCUGCGUAGCCGGCUUCCUCUUCACCUCGGCCAUUGCCAUCCUCCUCGACAUCGCCUUUGUCGGCGCCUUCAUCUACGUCGCCGUCGCCAACAAGCACGGCGCCGGCUCGUGCAGCGGCUAUCUCGACACCCCCUUUGGCAGUGGCCACUUCCGCACCGCCUGUCGUCUGCAGACGGCCUGCUUCGCCGUUGCCAUCGUUGCCAUCGUCUUCUUCAUACUCGCUGCCUUCAUCGAAGUCGCCCUCGUCCGCCACCACCGCAAGGAGAAACGCUUCGGCCCCGGCCCCGCAAACAACUACACCUCGGGCUACGGCACCAAAGGCGCCUUUGCCGGCCUCGCCUCGCGCUUUCGCCGCAAGCCCAAGGCCCAGCCCGCCGACGACGCAAACGCCCUCCCCGAGCACACCCACCCGACCCAGCUCAACGGCGCCAACCGCCAGAGCUACGGCACCGAGACCACCGCCGUCGGCGCCGCAGCCGCCGUCCCCGCCCACGACUACGCAAACAAGCCCGAGGCCGGCUACGGCUACCAGCCCCACCACGGCGCCGCCGCCGCCGCCGCCGCCGGGCCCCAACCGCAGCACCCGCCGCCCGCCGCCCACCAAUACAACGACGGUGUCUACGACCGCGCUGAACUCUAA